This is a messenger RNA of Oryzias latipes (Japanese medaka), 6938 nucleotides long. It is a transcript of the gene jph3b, whose product is annotated as junctophilin 3b. Gene Ontology annotation, biological process: regulation of synaptic plasticity. NCBI's taxonomy places the organism in Eukaryota, Metazoa, Chordata, Actinopteri, Beloniformes, Adrianichthyidae. The record is from RefSeq and is a predicted model, not a curated record. Gene Ontology annotation, cellular component: plasma membrane; endoplasmic reticulum membrane; junctional membrane complex.
UACUGAGUGGGGGAGAGGGGGAGCUUGGCUCUCUGCAUUGGAACAGUCCUCUUUAAUGAGGCGAUUUUCUCACAGAGCUGAAGAGAGAGCCACAGAGAUCCAGCCGCCAGAGGAGACUGUAGGACCACGACGACGGGCGGCCGGGCAAGCUGUGCGUCAGCCGGUGCUCUACAGGGAAACAUGGAGAUGAGCAGGGGAUGCUGUGGAGGAAAACUGAACAGGAUCCUGUAGAUGGAUGCUACUUAAUCAAGCAGGCAACCUGAAGGCAACCCACGCAGAGGAUAAACCACUUAUGGACGGAGUGGAUUAAAGACCUACUGACAGAGAGAGGGGGGGGGACAGAAGAGGAGAAAUUAAUCAGUUGUUUAUUUUGUCUGUGUGUGCGCACUUUCUGUCAGAAAGAGCGUGUGCCUGCCUGCAUAUAUUAUAAGCCAGGAGACUGCAUUGCUGCUCUCCGGCUCCACAGGAGCAACGGAAGCAGGCGGCUGAAUAUAUGAUGUGUUUUCUCCUCUCUCCCUGAAUGCAUGUUUCAUGGCAGCAUAGGCAGAGACACAAGAACGUCAGGAGAAGAUCUGACGGGAGUCGCAGAGCCCAGCUUUUGUUCUUGUUAUCACUGAAGAUAAAAUCAUCUCAGUGGAGGAGAGUCGAUACCUGUCUGUCUGCUGGGCCUCGCUACUGAUCAGGGUGGUGUUUAUGCUUGAGGUCUGCCAGGGAAACUUCUCGGCUUUGCCCCCCAGAGAGGUGGAGGCAUUAUCAGGUAGGAGGCAGCAGAACGGGUGGGCCCAAGCGAGAAGUAAGAGAGUAGGAGGAAGAGUUGUGUGUGUCUUUGUCAUAAUCUGUGUAGGCAGGUUGCUUGGAGGCUGGUGGAGCCGGCUGAUGGUUGAAACUCCGGCUGAAAAGGGGUAAUGGCAGCUCAGGCUCCCCUCUCAUCCUCUGUCACCUGCCUGAGGCGCAAAAAAGCAGAAAAGUGCUAACCAAAGCUGUUUAGAGCCCACCAAGAGGAUGGUGUGAGGAGCCCCCCGUCCCACCUUUCCAGAAAACCCUAUAAUAUCUGCAGGGGUCCUGUUCUCCUGCACCCGUCUUCACCUUCAUCAACUCUGAGCUUGUUGACAUCAGAAGCAGCGUUUCUUGGUCUGUGUGGGAGUCGUCCUCCCACUCCUCCCUCCCUCUCACUCCUAGCCCAGAGACUCAGCUUCAUGGACUGUCUCUAGCACCAAACUGCCCGUCCUUUUCCUCCCUUUCUUUUCUUUUUCUUUUCUUUUUCUUUUUGUUGAGGCUUCAGGGGAAUUGCCAAGACCAGUUUCAUGCAUGUCCACUGGCGGCAGGUUCAACUUUGACGAUGGGGGGUCAUAUUGUGGAGGGUGGGAAGAGGGCAAGGCGCACGGCUAUGGGAUCUGUACCGGACCGAAGGGCCAGGGCGAGUACUGCGGCUCCUGGGCCCAUGGCUUUGAACUGUUGGGGGUCUACACGUGGCCCAGCGGGAACACCUACCAGGGCACCUGGGCUCAGGGAAAGAGACAUGGUGUGGGCAUUGAGAACAAAGGCCGUUGGGUGUACAAGGGGGAGUGGACGCAUGGCUUUAAAGGACGCUAUGGCCUACGGGAAAGCACGGGGACGAGCGGGAAGUAUGAAGGCACCUGGAACAACGGGCUACAGGAUGGAUAUGGAACGGAGACGUACUCGGACGGAGGUACGUUUCAAGGCCAGUGGGUUGGCGGGAUGCGCCAUGGCUACGGCGUCCGCCAGAGCGUCCCGUACGGCAUGGCAGCCGUCAUUCGCUCCCCUCUGCGAACCUCCAUAAACUCUCUCCGCUCUGGUUCGGAGCACAGCAACGGCACAGCUCUGCUGGAUCGAACGGGGGCCAUAGUUCCCGGUCCCCCGACGGUUCCCGGGACGUUGACUACCAGCGUCUCCAUGUGCAGCACGGGGAGCAGUGGCAGCAGCCCCGCCGUAUCCCGCGGGGGGUUCGUGCUGACGGCCCACAGUGAGGCCGAGCUGCUGAAGGGCAAGAGGAAAAGCGGGCUGUUCCGCAGGUCCAUCCUGUCUGGACUCAAGCUGAGGAAGUCGGAGUCCAGGAGCUCCCUGGCCUCGCAGAGGUCCAAACAGAGCUCGUUCAGGAGCGAGGCAGGGAUGAGCACAGUGUCCUCUGCUGCGUCUGAUGUCAACUCAACCAUCAGCCUUGGAGAUGCAGAUGCAGAGUUGGCCGUCGCUGACGAUGACGUGGACGCCACUACAACAGAGACCUACUGUGGGGAGUGGAAGAACGACAAGCGGACUGGUUUCGGAGUGAGUCGGCGCUCAGACGGGCUCCAGUACGAAGGCGAGUGGCUCAGCAACAAAAGGCACGGCUACGGCUGCACCACAUUUCCUGAUGGAACCAAAGAGGAAGGAAAGUACAAGCAGAACAUCCUGGUGAGCGGGAAAAGGAAGAACCUGAUCCCGUUACGUGCCAGUAAGAUAAGGGAAAAGGUGGACCGGGCCGUGGAGGGGGCGCAAAAGGCGGCAGACAUCGCACGACAGAAGGCUGAGAUUGCUUUGUCUAGGACGGCUCACGCACAGGGUAAAGCAGAGGCGGCAGUCGCUGCAGCUCAGAAAGCCCAAGAGGAGAGUCGCAUGGCAAGAGUCACCGCCAAGCAGUUCUCGCCUUCCUUCCAACACCCUGGAAACGGUAUGGAGGUGCAGCGUCCCAAACGUCAGGUGUCCAGUGAGGUGGAGGGUGAGGGCCUCUCGAGCAGCGCUGGUACAGCUGAGAGUCCUGACCUCUACAUGAAGAGCGUGGGCUCUGACGACCCCUCGAUUGACGCUGUGACACCUGAUCUAAGCCCACCCUCCUCUUCUCCGCCCCACACGCCCCCUCCGCCUGCUCGGCCAUCCCAGCGCAGCAAGAGCGCCCGUUUUCACCGUCAGACUGCUGUGGAUCAUGGAGAAAAGGGGAAAGAGGGAGCGGACAGAGGGGAAAAAAGUGUGGGUGGAGGUCAAUUAGAGAUUCAGGUAUGGAUGGAAGGAGGAAGUGGGGGAGGGGAUGGAGGAGGGAAGGGGGAGUACACCCGGGCUAACAGCUGGAGUGAGGACAAGAAGAGGGGAGUCUUUCCAAAAGGAGGCAGUGGGGUCAGUGGCCGUGGAACGAGCCGGACCAAUGGACACAAACAUAGCUCCUCCAAUCACAAAUCCCGGGAACAUGGCUCGUCCAAUCACAGACAAGCUAGGGGGGAUAUGUGGACAGAGUCAUCCUCAUCUGCCACUUGGACAUCUGGGCACAGGGGUGUGCACGGAAGGGGCGGUCGGCUACUGGAGCAGGAUGAGGAGAAAAUUAGCAACUAUGAGAUGGAAAUGAAACCUUUACAGCCCAGAGCCUCCAUUACCCACAAGCCCCAUGGGCAUGGGGAGGACAGGCACGGGGAGGAGCUAUCACACGGUACAACUCGGCAGAGGAAUAAGAACCGAGAUAGUAGAGAUGGAGGAAAGGACUCAUUGCACAAGCUGGACAGACUGGGAGAAAAGGUGGAUUCGCGGCCUCUGCGCAGGGACCUCACCCUUUCCCCCCCAUUGAAAUCCUCUCCCAUCAUACCAGAGCGGCAGGACAACAGUCUAACGCAAAGCAAAGGCAACACGGCCUACAGCUCCAUCCUGGUUGUCAUGGUGAUUCUGCUCAACAUUGCAGUGGCUAUUUUGUUUAUACACUUUUUUAUUUAAAGACAGCACUGCUUCAAGAGUCAACUAUGCUAAAACAGCUAUCAAUUCUUCUGAGUAUUAGGGCCAAUCUGCUGCCCCUGUCUGCGCCCAGAGAUGGAGGAUGAGGACCCAGGAGGGCUCUGAGCUCAGUCCCGCUCCUUUGGAACCACAAAGAAGACCAAGGAACGGUCCAAAAAGCUGGGCUACAAGGACGAAAUGCUGUCCAGAACCUGGACUUGAGUGAGCGUAGACAGCUCCAAACAAGUAGGCUGAGUCGAUCUGGCUCUUCGACCGGCGAGCGUGCAGACAGAACUGAUGAACUUUUUCAUUUCAAAUCAUAGUUUUCAACAGAUUUGUAUCUUCUGGUUUAUUUAUGGAUGUUUCCUCUCAAGUACAAUAUGUUGAUGGCUCUAUUCUUUAUUUUUUAACCUCUUUGUAAAACUCCAGCCUUUUUGUUUUUGGUACCUCCUGCAGCCCGGCUGUUGUUAUUGAUGGUUCACAUUCAGCUGGCUAAUAGGAGAGGGCGCUCCAUCUCCAGGUCUCCUCCUUUCUCAUCCCGUGCAGGUUUUGCUGUUUCUGUAUCGCCGUGUUUUUUCGCGAGCGUUUUCAGAGCAGCUUGGUCACCGAUUAGGCUCUUCGCAUCCAGCGUCCUGCCUGCAAGCAUCAGCCGUGCGCACCCCGUCUCUUCCUCCCACUCCCACCUCCACACACAUGCACACCAGUCGAGGACAGAGCUUCCUCUGAGCUGGAGGUUGUUGGAAGCAGGUCAUCCUUAGUGAAACCCUGCGCCUACUCUACCAACGCAAAGGUGGCUGCAAAGGCGGAGAGAUUUAGGAAAUUAGCAUCUAUGAUAUGGCGAGAUCAGUUAAAAUAACUAUUUUAAUGCAAAUCCAUUUAAAUGCAACGGCGCAUGCACUGACACGUCUUUGUUGAGUCUAAAAGCAUAACUGAAAUGCUUGAGGAGUAGGGGUGUAACGAUUAAUCAACUUAAUCUGCGAAUCGAUUUCUAUUCCUACAAUCCAACUGGACUGAUCUGUCUGAGAGAAGUUGUUAAUCAAAUCGACCUACACUAUUCUGAAAUCAUUUCUAAAUGAAAUCAAUCCAUGAUAUCAAUCUUGGAAAAUACCAUUUGGAUUGAGACACUAAAGGUUUAUUUUACUUUAAAGUAAAAACAAUCAAGUGCCAUUACAGCGGACAACAUUCACAUGAUGGCAGCAAAAACUGAUUAGCCCAUCAUUCCAGUCCAAUGUGUGGAAACACUUUGAAUUUAAUAUACAGUGUGAUAGAAUGUUCUAAUAAUGUUCCCUUUGCAUUCUUUUGAUGUGGAAAAUCAACAGCGGGCUGAACUUUAGUAAACUAAAACUUGAAUGUAUUUGUCAUUAAUUCUUGUUUACUUGUUUAUUUGUAUAUAUAUUUAAUUUGCACUUGAUUACCUUGCAAGAUAUACAAGGAAUCCGGAAAACUACACAUGCACUGGUCAGUACCAGGUAUUUCUUUCUGAGCCAUCUUGUUUGAAUUUUUUGGCUAAAAGAUGUCCUGGAUCGAUUUUAAGUUAGUGAAUCAGAUCAUUCAAAAUGAAUUAACAUCAACAGAAAAUGUAAUAAAUGAAUACAUGAUUUAAAAAAAACAUUAAAAAAGGGGUUUAUACAAAUAUACACCCUGUCUAUCCAAGGAUACAUAACCCCCUAUUGUAAUAGUAAAACCGGUCCAAAACAAAAGGCUUUCAGCUCUCAUCUGUUUGCUCAGUUGUUGGACAGGACAAGUUAGAAGAGAAAAAAAUAUUUUUUUAAUUCGACUAUGAAUCGUAUCAGCAACCACACAUUAAGAUAUUAUUAAAAUGAAUCGUUACACCCCUAUUUAGGAACAACAGCCCAGCAAGUUUUGUAUUGUUCACAUCCCCCAACAUCAAAAUGCAAUCAUAGGUGCUCCUGUCUCUUUUUUUGUAACUCACAUGGUUGACCAGCCGCCGUGUCCGUUGCCAUCGGUAACAACCUCAUGGACAGCUGGCAAGUUUUUCCCUUUUUUUUUUGGUGAGUAAGAUGGCUCAUUUGUGGUGCAUCUUUACCUUACUGCAGCAGUCCAAGGUGCCUGCAACCUCACGCGUACAUGUUCUUGAUCUCAUGGUGGGUUGCAAACUGAAACUGGUCCAAGAGGGUCUGCUGUGUGCCAUCCAGGUGGUGAGGAUGCUGUGCACCACUCUAUUCAUCUGCAGCAUGCUACAGCAUGCCGAGCUCUCCUUAUAGUUUGUAUCUCCUCUCUCUUUUUCUUUCUUCCUUUCUUUCUUGGAAACACUGUUUUGUUUUUCAGUUGUGUGGAGAAAAUAAUGAAAGUGUUUCAAAGAAAACCCCCUUCUCCUCCUUGUUGUUUUUUUCUCUCUCUUUUCUAUAUAUCUAAGUUGUUUUCCAACUUUGCACGUGAAGUUGUGCAUAAUCUCUGAUGCAGAGGAGUGGGUUGCCAUAGCGACACUUGUUUGUGUCGAUACAAGGGCGAUAUUUUGACAGAGUUUAAUGUAGAAAGUGAAUCAUGCAGAGAAUGAAUUGUAAAAAAAUAAUUACAAAAAUAUUUUUUUAAAUGAUAAAGAUGGUUUUUCAUAGCGAAAAUGGCAUCAGGUGUUCCAGUACGAAAUUUGGCGCCACCUUUUGGACCUUUUGAGAACUAAAAAAAACUGAUUAAAGUGUUUUUGUUUUCAAUGAAAAUAAUUAUGACACACACAAAUACACACAUAUAAGAGUGAUUUAAAGCAUUCUACGAAUACUUGUAUUUUUCCCCCAAUAAUUUUAUAAAACAAAUUUAACACUAGAGUCAAACUGGAUUGGUAUAAAAAGUGCUGGCUAAGUUAGUUGGCUAAAAAAAGUGUAAUUAGUAGAGUCCAGAUGUGUCAUAACAAUGACAACUCAACUGGCACACUUACGAAAGCAAUAGAAAAGAUGUGAAGCUUUCAGGCAGUGGAAAUCCAUCUGAACAAAUCAGGAAGCUUGACUUAAUAACGGACAGGUGUUUAAGCCAAUCAGAACAGAGAGUUUCAUGCGAUGGGCUGGUCUUUUCCGUCAUAGCAGUUAAUGUUAAACACAGCUGUUUUGGGGGUGUUUUUAGGCUUAAUGUGGGACCCAUUCAGCUGCCAUUUACUAAAAGUUUAUUCAUACGAGCUGUCUUCAGGUAAGACUUUUCUGCCCGCAGCUGCGGCUUCUUCUCGGGAAAGUUUUGAUGUCAGCCGCCGUAAACAGGAGCUCCGGGCUGUUUUUACAGUAAAAAAAAAAAAAAAAAAA